GGACUGUUCACACGGAGAGACUGUGUAAAAAGGUCGGCUAGUUCGGACUCUGGGGAGAUGACAGCAGGGUCUACAGGAGGGUCUACAGGAGGGUCUACAGGAGGGAGGAACUUGAACAGGAGAAUGUCAAUAAUUCAGGAAAUGCAAAGUCAACUUCCUAGGUUGUCUUUGUUUGAGAUACAUGUAAACAACAGCAGCAAGAUACCUUCCGGCUCUAAUAGACCUAUAACCAAGCCUAAACCGUUCCGAGCUGGCAACAGUAUUUCCUUGUGGAUAGAAUGUUUUGAAGACUACUGUACUGCAAGGAACCUCCAACCCCGGAACAAGGUACUCGAGCUCACUAAUCAGCUGGAUACAUACUCUCUCAAGAUUCUAUCCGAGUACGGCAGGUUAAAGUACCACAAGGAGAUGAACUACACGGAGUAUUACGGAGCUAACUACAACCAGUUAUACCAGGAUCUGCUCUCCUGUCUAGACGAGCAGCUCAUCAACCAGACACGACACUCAGACACAACAACCCUUUACCAAUGAUACUUACUAACACCACUAACUCUGCUAAAUACAGCUCUGCACAGUGCACACCCUAUAGACCUGAUC
Bolinopsis microptera is the source of this 597-nucleotide messenger RNA. RefSeq lists its product as uncharacterized. Lineage: Eukaryota; Metazoa; Ctenophora; Tentaculata; Lobata; Bolinopsidae. The coding region runs from base 58 to 531 and encodes 157 amino acids. The transcript has 3 exons. The record is from RefSeq and is a predicted model, not a curated record.